Messenger RNA from Toxorhynchites rutilus septentrionalis, 1046 nucleotides. Its product is annotated as COX assembly mitochondrial protein homolog. The coding region runs from base 200 to 595 and encodes 131 amino acids. Gene Ontology annotation, cellular component: mitochondrion. The transcript has 2 exons. NCBI's taxonomy places the organism in Eukaryota, Metazoa, Arthropoda, Insecta, Diptera, Culicidae. The record is from RefSeq and is a predicted model, not a curated record.
UUCGUGAUUGCAUAAAGGCGUUACCGAAAUAACAUGUUGUUAUCAGAGUACACCUGACAACCAAAAACGUCAUUUCCAAAGCAAUGUUUAUUUUUGUUUUGCUCAGGAAUUCAUAAUUAUCUAGGAUUCGGCACCAAUUUAAUGACAUAGCAACAUAAUCAAUUGUUAAUCGGAAUCCAAUUUGAAACACAGUUCUACCAUGGCUCACGCAUAUAGUGCCAGCGGCGAUCAGUCCACUAAAAUUGGUCUCAAUCAAGGUGGCCCCCAUGGUUUAGGCGAUCCCAACGAUAAACGUCUGCGAAAGGUGGAAAUCGACGUACUGAUUCCUAAAAUUAUGCGGGAUCGAGCCAAAACAGAGAAGUGCAUACCCGAAGUUAAGGAAUUUGAAGACUGCUGCAAGGGCUCCGGCAUCCUUAUGGCCGUUAAGUGCCAGAAGCAAAACGAAGCGCUCAAAAAGUGCUCGAUGCGGUGGUAUGAAGACGAAACAUUCAAAGCCGAAUGCCGGGAGAUGUAUCUCCAAGAACGAAGCGAAUACAGGCGAACGGGGAUACCGAAGAAAUUUCGGAUCAUGAACAUGGAUCAGACUUCCCAAUAGGGACUGUUAUGCGGUAUCUUAUUAUUUUGUAACAAAAGUUUAUAAUUUAAAGGAACAUUGUGAAUUUUAUUCUACUUACAAUCUUUUUUAUUACGAGAAGCCGUUGGAUUAUGAUGUUUUGGAAAUGUUUCACUCACUUUGAAUUCUGUUAACCGAUCCAUACACGUAACAUAGUCAGCAGGAUCUAAACUGGUCGGAUAAUGAACUUCUAGAAUCAGAAGAUCCUUGGCAGUGGUUUCGGCAAUUCUAUUGAACGCUUGGAAAUCGUGAUUGUCCAUGUAAUGAAUGUUCCCUAGCCGUUCAUUGUCCCGAUAAGGUUGCACCAAUACGACAUAGGAAGCAUGAAAAAACUGAGGUCCUUUAUGAUAGAUAACUGUGAGUGCGUGAAAUAUAUUUGUCAAUAAAAUUAUUUAUUUGUAAAAAUACAAGACUUACGAAAAUCACCUCCAAA